This is a messenger RNA of Acanthosepion pharaonis, 705 nucleotides long. The record is from the annotation of a GenBank genome assembly. Lineage: Eukaryota; Metazoa; Mollusca; Cephalopoda; Sepiida; Sepiidae.
AUGAUCUGCCGGUGUUUACGCUCAUUAAGGAGACUGCGGUGUAGUCUUCCGAUUUUAAGGCCCACACCGGUCCAUUGGGCAGUUGGGUUAAGUCUUUUCCCCAGCGUGGCUUACUGCUAUAAUGCUAAUAAUAACAAUACAACUCCACCUCUAGUCAUUGAUUGUGAAGAUGAUACAGAAAUUUCGCCUCCUGAGACUCCAGCGACCAUUUCUGAAAUCCAAGAAAUGUUUACACAGACAUCAAGUGCUGCAAUUGGUCUUUUUCAGAAAACAGCUUCUGCUUUGGUCCAAGCAGAAAAUGAAUACGCAAAGAAUAUUUACAAAUUAAUUGCUUUCCACUCUGCAAGCCUUGACAAUCUUGCUGAAGGAAAUGCAGAGAAAGAAGAAAGAAUCUGGUCCUUAAUUAUUGAUACAAGAUUGCAAAUUAAAGAAGCCAAUGAAAAAAGAAAGAAACUGAUGUUGGUUUUUGCCAGUACAGAGAAACUUUUGAAACAAGUGUCUGAAGUUGCUUUCAUGGCAGAUGAUGAAGAGGCCAGCAUUUUUGCUUAUCGAAUUCUUUAUGAAAUCCAGGAAGAAGUCAAAGAUGCUGCUGAAGAAAGCAAAAUUGCCGAGAACAAAUUGAGUGAAGCUGAAGUUCAUAGUAUUGAAGUGAUUGCCAAAAUUAUGGAAGAAAAUUCAGUGAAUGAAGAAGAGAAGAUGAGCUGA